AAGUGGUUGACUUUCUCAAUUCAGGUCUUAGUUAAAAAAAAAAUAUGUUUUAAAGUGCAAUUAAUUUCAAAUGAAUAGUUUAAAGUGCUAUUAAUAUGUAAAAGGCAUAUACGAGUUUAAGUAUGUCAAAAAAACAAACUAAGCUAUUAAAAUAAAUAAUUUUCUUAAAUUUAUACAAUAAUUAUUCGCGGUGUACAAUUUCUUAGAAGUAUUAUUAGUCGCUUAUCGGGAACUCAGCUAAGCGAAUGCAGAGAAUUCUUAGUUUCCAGAACUCACAUUAAGUGAAGCUUUAGACUUGAAACAAGUCGAGGCAAAGUGAGCCUGUAGAAGAGUACAAAGACUUAUAAAUAAAUAGGAUGAGUUCCUUCGCCCAGGUUCCCAGCACACCUCCUCCUUCGUAUGAGGAGGCAAUGGGCUGGGAACCACUGAGAUCACACAGCACCGCGCGGCUACUCCCGGAGAAUUCCUCAUCACUUAUGAUCUGUCCACUGUGCCACGACGAGAUCGAGACGACCACAAAGAUCCGGCGUCGAAGGAUCGCCUAUUUGGCCUCGGGCAUAGUGCUAGUCACCACCUGCGGAAUGGGAUGCUGGAUGAUCCCCUGCAUCCUCGACUGCUUUAACGAGAUCCAUCACUCGUGUCCCGUCUGCAAGGCGACCCUGGCAAUCGUUCCUCAGCAGGAUCAGAGCUGGCCAACCUAAUUGAGUCACUUAAAGUGCACGAACUGAGCUCAAAGCUUUAUUAUUUGAUACUUAAAACUAUGUGGAUGCCACAAGCUGAAAAAAGAUAGUAGCUCUAAGCUAGCUCUAAGUUAAUACUGAGUUGUACUGAAUAAACCUAAAAUAAAUACGCUAAACUCAUAAGACUGGCAGAUUUAAAAAGCUUAUUCGCUUUCCCCUCGCCUCAACUAAUUGAAUUUGAUUUUUACCGGCGGCAGGUUGAAGUUUUCAACAAACCAAAACGUGCCGGGCAUCGCAAAGUUUCCGCGCACAUGCCUCCUGACCACAGGAAAGGGUGACCCAUAGCCGAAAGGAUUUAAGCCCUGACUGGCGGGGGUUGCCCCGCUGGAUUCAAGUUUACCCGGCGGCUUCUUUCAUGUGGUGGCAUCCGCUGGAUGCGUGGCAACAAACAGCAGUGUGGCGGCAGGAAAUUAUUAAGCAAACAUUUUGUCGCAUGCCUGAAAAAUCGCGGCAUUCUCUGGCCUAGAUGGUUGUAUUUGCUUUUGUGUCGAGUGUUAAAGCGGCUGCCACGCAGUGGCCCCAAGCCAACGCCAGAUUUAUUGCAUACUUUGCAGGGCGUGCAUUAGCGUGGCAUCUCGUCGCGUCACGAAUCCUCCCUUUCCCACCCCUUCCACUGGGGAAGCGGCUAGAAAGUGGGGAUCGCAGGGUGAAACUGGGUAAAACUGG
Messenger RNA from Drosophila mauritiana, 1406 nucleotides. RefSeq names its product lipopolysaccharide-induced tumor necrosis factor-alpha factor homolog. Bases 357 to 701 code for a protein of 114 amino acids. The record is from RefSeq and is a predicted model, not a curated record. The transcript has 2 exons. Gene Ontology annotation, molecular function: zinc ion binding. Lineage: Eukaryota; Metazoa; Arthropoda; Insecta; Diptera; Drosophilidae.